GUAAUGACUUAAAAUUUUCAUCUUCUGUUUUAAAUUUGCUAGUUAAUCCUGGAGAAAAUAAAAAAAACUUAUCUGUUAACUUGGAACCAUUUUUCCAGCCUUUAACUUCUGAAGAAAUUUCCAGAUUUCAAAAAAAAAUAAUUCAUCUUCAAAAGAAGAAUUUAGCAGUUUAUCAAGAAAAAGGAUAUAAGGCUCUUUUUUUAGGUGUUGUUUUUUUACGAGGUUAUUUCUACAAUAACAAAAACAUUUUACGCUUGGUCAAUGCUCCUUUAUUCUUUCUGCCUUGUGAUUUAGAAAAGAUUAAAAAUUUAAGUCUGACUUUUCGAUCAGAAAGGAAGAUUAAUUAUAAUUUACUCUAUUAUCUGCAAAAAGAACUAGGUUUAGCCAAAGAGAAAUUUACUGGUUUUUUAAGCAAAUUACAAAAUAGCAAAGGAAUUGACAA
Molecule: messenger RNA, 442 nt
Organism: Entrophospora sp. SA101
Lineage: Eukaryota; Fungi; Glomeromycota; Glomeromycetes; Entrophosporales; Entrophosporaceae
Source: the annotation of a GenBank genome assembly